Molecule: messenger RNA, 4403 nt
Organism: Eriocheir sinensis (Chinese mitten crab)
Lineage: Eukaryota; Metazoa; Arthropoda; Malacostraca; Decapoda; Varunidae
Product: T-cell leukemia homeobox protein 2-like
Exons: 4
Coding region: 290-1291 (333 amino acids)
Biological process (GO): regulation of transcription by RNA polymerase II; animal organ development
Cellular component (GO): nucleus
Molecular function (GO): DNA-binding transcription factor activity, RNA polymerase II-specific; RNA polymerase II cis-regulatory region sequence-specific DNA binding
Source: RefSeq, a predicted model, not a curated record
GGCCAUCACUUAGCGGCGGCCAAUCACGCGGCGCGGCGGCGGGGCGGAGCCUCGGGCCGGCCAAUGAGCGCCGAGCCCCGCCCCGCGCCCGCCCCGCCGCCAGGGUGGGCGUGGUGGGCGGGAGGGCUGGCCGGACCGGGCCAACCCGACCCAAGCCAUUCACCUCCUAGUGCGAGGCCGGCGAGGGCGUGUGUGAGAGAGUGUCGCCCGCACGGUCACCGCCGCACGCCUCACGCCCGCCGCCGCUGCCGCCGCCGCCGCCACGGCUCCCCGGCCGCCGCCCGCCGCCAUGACCGCCCUCGAGCUGGAGGUGGACCAGGAGGAAGAGAUCAACGUGGACGGCGACAGCCGCCCCGGCUCGCCCGCUGCCCCGGUCCCGCCCCGCCCCUCCGGGGUCCGCGGCCCGUCCAAGCCGCCCACGGCCGCCCGCCUGUCCUUCAGCAUCUCGGCGCUGCUGGGCGACAAGGACCUCGGCAGCGACGAGGACGACCGCCGCGGCGAAAGCGACGACGACGACGACCACGACGACGACCAUGACGACGACAGCUACGAAGAGGCGGCCGACGACUACCACGUGGGCUACGGCGCCCUGGGGGGCCUGCCGCCGCCCUACGGCCCGCUGGCAGGCGGCGCGCCCACUGUGUUGCGCGUGCCCGCCCACCGGCCCAUGGGCGUGGGCUACCCGGGGCUGGCGGGCCUGGGCGCCGCGGGCGCCGCACACCCAUGGCUGCCCGGCCUGCCGCUGCCGCCCUUCGACAGGCCCACGGCCCUGGCGCCCCACUACCCCACCCUCGACAGACUGGCAGGCCCCUUCCCGCUGUCCCGCCGCGUCGGUCACCCCUACCAGUCUAGGACACCACCCAAACGCAAGAAGCCCCGCACCUCCUUCACACGCGUCCAGGUGAACGAGCUGGAGAAGCGGUUCAACAAGCAGAAGUACCUGGCGUCCAGCGAGAGGGCGCAGCUGGCCAAGCAACUCAACAUGACGGACGCCCAGGUCAAGACGUGGUUUCAGAAUCGGAGGACGAAGUGGAGGCGGCAGGCAGCGGAGGAGCGCGAGGCGGAGCGACAGGCAACCAACCGGCUCAUGAUGUCUCUGCAGGCCGAGGCGCUCUCCAAGGGGCUGCUGACGGACCCGCCCACCACGCCGCUCUACAACUCCAACGCCUCCCUCUGCGCCCUCGAGAACAUCAAGCCCUGGGCGGAGCGGAACAAGCCCACGCCCACACCCACCGGGGCUGACCAAGACUCCUACGGUAGCACUCCAGUCGUGUCCCCAACCUGUUCUUGAAGUCACCAACCGCACCCUCACCCACACCACCAGUUCGACCCCAAUCACCAGUAUCACCCCAUUCACCAACUCAACGCCCUCUACCGGUAUCCUCACAACUUCAACCACAACCAUUCCCAGCAGCAACAACGGCAACAACAACAAUGAUAAGUGUGAUUAGGUUAUGUUUGAUUGCUAUUGUUAUUGUUUGUGUCUCCUCCUCCUCCUCCUCCUCCUCCUCUUCGUCUCCCUCUUUCUCCUCCUCCUCCUCCUCCUCCUCCUUGAAAUACAGCUUGUCAUAGUAUCCCCCCAAAAGGCUCUCAAGUUACCGUCGCUGAUGUCCCGUUUUCUUCAGCUUUUUAUUAUUGUUUUUUUACACGGUUGAAGAUUUGUCGAAAGUAAAGGUCUCUCUCUCUCUCUCUCUCUCUCUCUCUCUCUCUCUCUCUCUCUCUCUCUCUCACCCUUGCAUUUUUCACCACGAGCAGCGACGCACAAAAACAAUUCUCUUCUGUCGUCCGGGUCGUUGAUUCGAAGCCCGGUGUCCGAACUUUUUUUUUUUUGCCAGAGUUCAUUUUGAAUUUUCCCGCGCACGCUCCUUGACGCUCGAUUCCGGAAAGUUUUGGCGAGGCGAAAAAACGCUUUAAUUCUUGGGUGUUUGGCGGAAGUUGAACAAAAAAGAAACAAGCAGAAAAACGACGAGAGAGAGAGAGAGAGAGAGAGAGAGAGGAACGGAAUAGUCUGAGAGAUCCGAUCUAUACCGAAACACAAAACGAAGCCCCGAAACACACGAUCUAUAGAACACUUUCAUGCUUCUAAAAAAAAAAUACCCUAAUUGAAGUGUAUAUCAUUUAAAGGGAAUGAAGACAGUGCUUACUUACCCAUCUAUAUAAAUACCUACCUACCUACCUGCCAAUCAACUACCUUCCUACCUACCUGUCUAUCUACUUACCUUCCUACCCACCUAUCUGUCAAUCAACUACCUUUCUACCUACCUGUCUAUCUACUUACCUUCCUACCCACCUAUCUGCCAAUCAACUACCUGUCUACCUACCUAUCUACCUACCUGCAAAUCAACCACUUACCUACAUACCUACCUACCUACCCACGUCCCUACCCACCCACCCCUCUCCAGCCCACUUUUACCCAUUCUUCCUCCUCCCCACUCACUUUCACAUCACGCCUCCACCCUCCUCCACCUAUCUCCCCCCCCCCCCACCCCACCCCGUGUCUCAGUGCCAGAGAGUCUACCCGUGCGUCACCUGUGCUCCUUUACCUGGUCACCUGUUUUCAUUUAUAAGGGAAUUCUUUUUUUUUAUUUAUUGUUUUACUUUCCCACCAAUAUGACUCGUUAACAAGCUACCUGUGUGUUACCUGCAUUCCUUAACAAUUACCUGGUCAUAUAUGAAUAAGUUUUUUUCCUACAUGUUAUUUUUUUUCCUUUAAUUUUAGUUCCUACGAAAAUGCAUCGCUUAUCGUGGUGUGUCAAAAGGAAUUGUUAUUGUUUUUCUAUUUUUAUCGGGUUCUAAUUACUUUAGGCUCACGUGAAGCUCCACAAUACCUUUCCUUUAUUUCUUCCAUUAUUACUAUUAUUGCCAUUAUUGUUAUUAUUACUCUUAACGGUAACCAAUACGUGUACAGAACUGGUCCUCUAUUCACUCAUAACCCCCCCCCCCCCCAUGCACCCCACACCUCCACACUGAAUUCCCAUGCAAGGACUCCUCACACUUACACCCACAGGAAUUCACCCCCACAGUUUAUUACACCCACAUCACUGCACAAAAGCAAACACCCACACCAAAACACCCAUACAAGAAGAAACACACCCACGCUAUUACAUAAUCCCACCCACAUCUGAAACAAACAUACCCGCACGACAAUAUACUCACACAGAAAACAAGCACGCCCACACUAACAAGCAAACACACUAAAACAAGCACACCCACACUAUUAGAUAACAACACCCAAUCCACUUUCUCACCCACAUCAAAACAAACACACCCACAUUAGAACAUACCAUACCAACACAAGCAGACCACACUAUUCACCUCCACACCCACACCCACACCCACACCAUACCAAUAUACACCCACACCCACACCCAUCCACAUCUAUGAGUCUCCCUAUAACAGCUAAUCAAACUUGAGUCAUGUCAGCGUAUGUGUGUAUGUAUGUGUGUGUAUGUAUGUGUGUGUGUGCGUAUCACAAUAAGUUAUCUCGAUGUUUUAUCUGGUGGUGUGUACGUAUAUGAGUUAUGUCUUUAAGUGUGUGUGUGUGUGUGUGUGUGUGUGUGUGUGUGUGUGUGUGUGUGUGUGUGUGUGUUACGUCAUUCUGGUCUCUGUGUACCGAGGUCGUAGAGGUGUUUGUACCGUGGCAUCCCCUAAUUAACAGGCUAUACAUAUAUACAUAGAUUUUGUGACUGUGUGGCAUUAUUUAAUCUCUCAUUGUCUAAUAAUAAUGAUAAUGAUGGUGAGAAGCGACGAUACCCGACGAUGUGUUAAUAGUGAUGAGGUGUGUGUGUGUGUGUGUGUGUGUGUGUGUGUGUGUUCAGGAGGUGGCGAGGUGAGGCAUAAUUAAUACACAUCGAGGGAACAGGUGACUCAUUAUACCUGCUGUUAAUUACGAAAUGAAGGUAAUGAUUAGUGUUGUUAUUAUUAUUAUUAUUAUUAUUAUUAUUAUUAUUAUUAUUAUUAUUAUUAUUAUUAUUACUAUUGUUAUUAUCAUUCAUUAGCAGAGAAAACAAAUACAUGUUCAUCAAAAUAAAGAAAACUACAGUUAUCAUUAUUGCUUUUACUAUUAUUAUUAUUAUUAUUAUUAUUAUUAUUAUUAUUAUUAUUAUUAUUAUUAUUAUUAUCAUUAUUUUUUUAUUAUCAUUAUGUAACUGAAACACACAUGACACAGCCUCACCUCCAUCCUCCCCCCCUUACACCAAUCACCUUCCUGGUCACCUGAGUGUACACCUGCGGAAGCCUUCACCUGUGCGCGCCCCGAGGCAGGCCACCCCCCACGCCCCGCCUGUGUGUGUACAUUGUGUAUCAUAUCGGUCUGUUUGUAAAUUAUUUGUACAUAGAGGCGCGGACCCGAUCAGUGUUUGUGUAAUAACUUGUAAAUAACUCAGAAUAAAGUGAGACCAUUU